AUGUACAACGGUAUUGGGCUUCAAACCGCUCGUGGUUCUGGAACCAAUGGAUACGUUCAAUCAAAUUUAUCGCAUCUUCUUAAUACAAGGAGAAAAAUCGAGUACAAUGGAGAAGAGGAUCUUAAACGCAUGGAAGCUGAAUUGAACCGAAAACCGAAUGAGGAAAUUCUUGAUCACAAUAGGAAACGUCAGAUUGAAUUAAAAUGUGUGGAAUUUGAGCAAGUUUUGGAAGACAAAGGAUUCGAUGAAGAUGAAAUCGAUCGGAAAGUUGGAGAAUAUCGCAAAAAACUGCUUGAACAGCUCGAGUCCGGUGAGCUGGAUGUAGAUGAAGACUUGGACACACGAGAUACUCAUGCUCGAAGGAAAGCAGCGGCUAAAAAUCGCGAUCGAAUGCGUUCAGCUUUGGGAUUGGGCGAUGAUUUUGUGGCUGGAAGCUCAAUGGCAAAAAUGAACAAAUCUGAUGUGGUUGGUGCUGCUUUAAAUGCUGAACCUGUAGCGAAACAAUCAGAAAAAGAUGCUUUAUUGGAAAAGCUGAAUAGUCAGAAAAAAUCGAAGAAGUCCAAGCACGACAGUAGUAGCAGCAGCAGUAGUAGCGAUUCAAGCAGUGAUUCUGACGAAUCAUCUUCAAGCUCGUCGUCGUCCGAAAGCGAAGACGAAAAAGAGAAAAAAGAACGCCAGAAGAAAAGAAAAUCUCGAAAGGAAUUAGAAAACCGCAGAAAUGAAACAAAAAGACGAGAGAAGGAGUUACUUAAUGAAAAGGAAAUUAAAAGAGAACCCGAAUCACCAGAAGAAAAUCGCAGACGAUACAGCCAUGAUGAAGAUGAUAAAGAAAAGAUCAAUAAGCAUCACUCAGAUCAGAAUCAUUCUGAAAAGGUUUGCGACAUCAUAGUCGUGAGAGACGUGAGCGACAUGAAAGAAGCUCGAGCAGGAGAAGAAGUUCUCGACACGAUGAGAGGCGAAGUCGAAAUGAUCGUAGUCGCGAGCGAAACAGAUAGAGAUAACAGAGCGAAGAAGCCGAGAAUUGAAGAAGACAUUGAUGGCGUUCCAAUAAAGCUCGAACCACCUAGCGAUGAUGAUCGUCCAGUUAAUCCGAAUCGAUCUCCAGUUGUAGAGCCUCGUCAGCCAAUGGGCCAUUUAGAUAAAGAGGAUCUUCUCGACGUGAUUCGGCACGAGUUGCGUCUAGAAGAUGAAGAUGGUCCAGGAUUGUGCAAUCGCGUUUUAUUACCGGUAUCUAGGCGGGCAAAGCAUGGAGGGUUGCCGUUGAAUUUUCGAAAAACGCACGCUGAAGAGGAUGACGAUUGUUACGAUGAUAUAUAUGAGAUUCCUCUUUAUGAAGAGCCAUUGCAUACGAGAAAUAUUAUAAAUGAAAAUAUGGCGGAAAGGACGGAGGAGAAAAUAAAAGAAGAGAAGCGCGUUGAAGAUAAUGUCUAUCAAGGCGAUAUUCGUGAAUUGUUCAUACGAAGAGAAGUGGUCCUUCCGUUAAAGAUUCCAGAUGGUCCUUCAGCGAUUCAAAAGUACCUUGAUGAGAACGCGGACCAUCUUAAUUGUUCGCUUGGAGACUUUAUGCAAUUUGGCGCUUCAAAUGGGACGUCAUCGAAAAAAAUCGCAAUCAUAUUUGGGGAUACAAAUAGAAGAUUGAAUAUUUCGGUGGUCCCGACGGCUAGGGUUCGUGAAGUUAUUGGCUAUUGCAUGCUGAGAUAUCAGAUGGAGUUUGACGAAACUUUGCCUGGAGAAGUUGAUGAUUAUCAAUUCUUUUUGGCGGAAGAUGAUGGUGAAAUUGAAAGUGAACUCCCGGCACUUGACAGCACCAAAAUUAUUGGGCAGCUAGGUUUUGAUUGUCUUGGUCUCAUCAACACGAGAGAGUUGAACAGGGAGCGGAAUACAACGAAACUUGUAGUGGUAUAUUUCGUCGACAAGGAUCAGUACACAAUUGAAGUUGACAACCUUGAACGACCGAUGAGAUGGUUGAAAGAUGAGGCAAUGCGAUUAAGAUCCGAGAAGAAGAAGACGACUGAAGAGGAUGGGCUCAAUUUUGUUUUAGAUUAUUACAUGGAGCCUGUCGACAAGUUCGACUCGAUUAUUGACUUAGAUAGCUCAAUUGCGAGCACGAGAUGCUUCGAAUUUGUGAUGAUUCUGAAGAAUAGCUCGCGCGGUGGAUUUCAUCCGAGAGGCGCAAGAUAUGGAAAACAGAUGAGCGCGAUGCUUACUCUGAAACUUCCCAAUAGCCCGAUUCCCGCCGCUUCAACUACACCGCUUCCGACGGUGUUAGAAGGCGAAGGAGAGUCAUCAUUUAAACUAUCAUCGCCGGUUCAGUGGAGCGAUAAUGGCGGCCAAUUGUCGUGUUUCAAAGUGACGCGAGUGCAUAAAAUAAAGCCCAACUGGAAGGCGAAACUAAUUUUACGCUGGACAUGUUUGGAAAUUGAGCGAUACUCGACAGACCGAACAUCGUUUCUACCACAAGGCUACCAAAAACAUUCGAAAGUUUUUUGGGAGUACGUUGGCGGUGUACGAGUUCAAAAGAAGGAGUACAAACCCACUCGUGUUGAUACGUGGCAGAUCACAAUAUUCUGGCUCCCGCAACGAAGCGAUACGGCACUUCAAAACAUUGUUGGCGAUAAUGAUUGGAGCUUGAAGAACAUUGCUCAACUGUACGAGAAUGAGGAGGCUUGGAGUCGAGUGACGGUAGAAACCACCAAUAAAGAGGACGCCGAACAAAUCGAGAGCCAAAUCAAUUCAAUGCUGUCCGCGCGAGAUUCGUCAAUCUACAAGACAUUCCUCCAUUCGGCGUUUGGCAAAAAGCCGCCGGCGCAAUCCGCCGAUAUGGCGAUGAUCGAUUCCGGCGACGUCUCUUACAUCGCUGCAGUGCGCGAUCCGCCCAAAUCGGGUGCUGUUCGCAAGUUGUCGAAAAUGAUCAUCUCACCACUGACGGGUGUCAUUCGAAAAUCAACCACCGAAUAG
Molecule: messenger RNA, 2958 nt
Organism: Caenorhabditis bovis
Lineage: Eukaryota; Metazoa; Nematoda; Chromadorea; Rhabditida; Rhabditidae
Source: the annotation of a GenBank genome assembly